This is a messenger RNA of Lachancea meyersii CBS 8951, 588 nucleotides long. The record is from the annotation of a GenBank genome assembly. Lineage: Eukaryota; Fungi; Ascomycota; Saccharomycetes; Saccharomycetales; Saccharomycetaceae.
AUGGACAUUACACUAGGCAUAAGGGUUCAAGACUCAGUGAUAUUAGCGACCUCCAAAGCGGUCACUCGAGGGAUCUCUGUCCUGAAAGCCGAUGACGACAAAACUAGACAACUUUCGGAGCACACGUUGAUGGCUUUCUCUGGAGAGGCUGGUGACACAAUUCAGUUCGCAGAGUACAUCCAGGCAAACAUUCAACUAUAUACCAUUAGGGAAAACUACGAGCUGUCGCCUCAGGCAGUCUCUAGCUUUGUGAGACAAGAGCUGGCAAAAUCUCUUCGUUCCAGAAAACCGUUCCAGGUGAAUGUUUUGCUUGCGGGCUACGACACCCACAGUAAUAAAACCGAGCUAUACCAAAUCGACUAUCUGGGCACGAAAGUCGAGCUUCCCUAUGCCGCCCAUGGCUACUCCGGGUUUUACACCUUCUCUCUUUUGGACCGUCACUACCGGCCCGACAUGACACAAGCAGAGGGUCUCAAACUGUUGAAACUGUGUAUCGAAGAGCUGGAACGCAGAAUGCCUGUAGAUUUCAAGGGCGUUCUUGUUAAAGUCGUUGACAAGGACGGGUGUCGCGAACUCACGGACUGGUGA